Neocloeon triangulifer is the source of this 1416-nucleotide messenger RNA. It is a transcript of the gene Sfxn2, whose product is annotated as sideroflexin-2. Gene Ontology annotation, cellular component: mitochondrial inner membrane. Gene Ontology annotation, biological process: serine import into mitochondrion; monoatomic ion transport. NCBI's taxonomy places the organism in Eukaryota, Metazoa, Arthropoda, Insecta, Ephemeroptera, Baetidae. The coding region runs from base 193 to 1173 and encodes 326 amino acids. Gene Ontology annotation, molecular function: monoatomic ion transmembrane transporter activity. The transcript is spliced from 9 exons. The record is from RefSeq and is a predicted model, not a curated record.
UCAUUUACAUACAAAUACAUUCUUGCGAGACGAAAUCGAAAAUUGACACACCGCAAAACUCUUUUUAUUUACAUUUAAAGCAUCACCGCGUAGUUACUCUAUUGAAACCCAUUAGCAAAACUAAAUAUUUAGCUCCACCGUUGCUGUCAACGCUAUCGCUUUUGCGUCUAUUUCUCUAAAUACGCACAAAUCAUGACGAUUGGUGCACGAAUUGAUCUCGACAAGCCUUUAUACGUCCAAACUACCUUCAUCGGAAGGCUCAAGCAUUUCUUCUGGGUGACAGAUCCGAGGACAUGUGUUUGUUCAGAGGAAACUUUGGACAAUGCUAAGAAUCUCAUUGUUGCUUAUAGGCAAGGCAAGGAACCUCAGGGAACAUCAACGGAACAAAUUAUUUUCGCCCGUAAAUUAUAUGAAAGCGCAUUCCAUCCCGACACGGGAGAUAAGCAAAAUGUCUUUGGCAGAAUGUCAUUCCAGGUGCCAGGAGGUAUGGCUAUCACAGGAUUCAUGCUGCAAUUUUAUCGCACUGUUCCAGCUGUCGUCUUUUGGCAGUGGGUGAACCAAAGUUUUAACGCUCUCGUCAAUUACACGAACAGGAAUGCCAAAUCUCAACUGAGCACCACUCAGCUAGGAAUCGCCUAUGUGUCUGCGACCACUUCUGCACUAGUCACCGCAAUUGGUUUUCGCUCAUUUUUGGAGAAGAGGGCUGGAACUCUGCUUCAACGGUAUGUACCCUUUGCUGCUGUCGCUGCAGCAAACUGUGUGAAUAUUCCAUUAAUGCGUCAAAAUGAACUAGUCGACGGAGUUGAUGUCUUUGACGAAAAUGGAAAUCUUGUUGGUCAGUCCAGGAUUGCAGCUGCAAAAGGAAUCUCUCAGGUAGUCUUUUCAAGAAUUGCAAUGGCUGCACCGGGAAUGACAAUCCUCCCCAUUGUGAUGCAAAAAUUGGAGACGUACAAUUGGAUGCAACGGAUCAGGGUUCUGCAUGCACCUUUGCAGGUGCUAAUGGUCGGUUGCUUCCUGACAUUUAUGGUUCCAACCGCGUGCGCACUGUUUCCUCAGAGAUGUUCUCUGAGCAUGUCCAUGAUUGAGCGUUUUGAAUCGGAUAGCUAUAAAAAGAUGCUGGAGAAGUGUAAUGGUCAAGCACCAAGAGUUGUGUUUUUCAACAAGGGUCUCUAAGAAGCACUCGUUUUUGCAAGAGGCAUCUCGUAAAUAAUAAGUCGUGAUAGCCAUAAAAUUAAAAAAAUUAUUGUUCCUCUUGUUGGUUAUGUUUGCAUUUUAUCCCAAGGCAGUUUAUUGGAUUGAUUGCUACCACGAUUUAUUAAAUAAUUAUGUAUGAAAUCGUUUUAAUAGCUUGACAAUAAGCUCUUUAUCAGUUGUUGAUAAGGAGGGUAAAAAUAAUAAUAUAUGUUUAUCGUCAAA